Molecule: messenger RNA, 4371 nt
Organism: Aspergillus wentii DTO 134E9
Lineage: Eukaryota; Fungi; Ascomycota; Eurotiomycetes; Eurotiales; Aspergillaceae
Exons: 3
Coding region: 169-4260 (1363 amino acids)
Cellular component (GO): cytoplasm
Molecular function (GO): protein binding
Source: RefSeq, a predicted model, not a curated record
CUGCUGCAUAUUUUGAACCCCUCUCAAAUCCUUCUAUCGAUGGCAUUAUAGAACUAAUCACUGCCUUUUUAAACUCACAACGUCUCUUUUUAUUCUCGUAUACAAAACCCCGAGUUAGUUGAUUCCCCAGGAAGCGUUUUUGUACGCUGCCUGAGACUCUCGAAAGCGAUGGAUGGGAUCUCACUAGCCUUGGCAGUCGUCAGUCUCUUCAGCACCUGCUUGGAUGUGCUGGAAAAAUACGAUGACUGGAAGGACUUUGGUGAUGAUUCCAGUGUCCUGCUGGCCCGGUUCAAUUCCACAAAGCUACGCCUGAAACAAUGGGGCCAGGCUGUCGGGAUUGAGGGACAGACGCUUCUAGAAAGCCACCAUAAGAGCCUUGAUGAUGCGAAUAUAUUGCUGAUCAUUAAAAAACAUCUUGCUGUUAUCCAAAAGGUUUAUGGUGGUAACAGGCCAUCAUUGAAGUCGAAGAGAGACCGGAUCGCCUGGGCACUAAGGGACAAGCGCAAGCAGUUCUCCCAGGUUGAACAGUUUGGAUUGUUGGUGGACGAUCUGCAUGAUAUCGUGCCUCCUAAUAGAGAGUCUGCCAAUGACACCAAGCAACCCUCUGGAUAUCUUGCUCGUGGGACCACUCGGGACUCUGAGUUUGAUAGAAUUCUAGCUAGGAUAGAGGAGGAGAUAGAGGCCGAGACGCGACGCGAGAUGAAUAAGUGGCUUCUUGGUGGCCAGACCCCGGAUGAGUCGUAUGGCAGAUUGACGAAAGAAAGAGUUGAUGGAACUUGUGACUGGAUCUUCGACCGCACCUUCUUCAAUGACUGGUGCUCAUCUGAGUUCAGGGAUGAUUCGGCAAAGAUUCUCUGGGUCAAUGGCCCAGCAGGAUUUGGCAAGUCGGUUCUGUGUGCAAGAGUGAUGGCCCAUCUUUCCUCUACCUUGAAGACUCCGAUAGUGUGCUUCUUCUUCUCGUCGGACUUUGCGACACGCACGGAUCCGUUUGCAGCAAUAAGAUCAUGGCUAUCGCAAGUAAUGACCUACCCACAAGCCUAUGCCUUGGUGGAGCAAAGAUGGGCCAGCCAAUCCCUCCCAGUAGCCACCCGAACAGAUAUCGUCACUCUGCUUGGAGAUAUUGCUCAGACGAUACCUGGAUGCACCUUCAUACUUGACGGUCUCGAUGAAUGCACAUGGAUGGAAACAGGUCAAUACGCUAACCAGGAUACUGUGAGUGGAUUCUUGGAGGCGGUCUUCAUCGCGGUCAAAGAUUCAAAAUCACGGUUGAUGGUUGUUAGCAGAGACGAACCGGAAAUUCGACAAAGCUUCGCUGGUAAUGAUUGUUGGUUUGCCGAGCACAAGAUAUCACCCGACGAUGUACGACCUGAUAUCACGGUGUAUGCUCGAAGGAUGGUCAACAUGAAACUAUCCAAAAAGCCAGAGAUAAUGAAGUCAUCUCUGUCUCAGAAAAUGGCUGAUCGCUCCAAUGGCCAAUUUCUAUGGCUGAAGUUCCAACAAGAAUCUUUGACAGCCGGAAAGAACCAGAAACAGCUUGAAAGGGCCAUUGAUGAAACUCCAACUCAGCUCGAAAGUGUAUACAAACGUAACUGGAUCAGAAUAUCCCAGCUCUCGGAGUACGAUAGAACCAGGGCAUGUUCAUUGCUUCGCUGGGUUGCCUUUGCCUUGCGCCCACUGACAGUCAGCGAAAUCACAGAGGCUGUUCUCAUUAACGAUGAUUUCGAAGACUUUCCAGUGGAUGAAUUACCGGAGGAAAUUGACGAUGAUUACAUUAAUACGGAGAUAAUCGGUCUCUGUGGAUCACUCCUCGAGGUGAGACCCUUUCAAUCAGACACAUGUGCCAGAUCAAGUACGAUACGUCUACCGCAUUUCUCCGUCAAACAAUAUCUACUGAAGAUCUUUUCUGCCGAGGCACAAGCCAGGACUGUGAGUAACGGUUUAAAGCCUUCCACGGAGACAUUCAUAAACGAUCUGCUAGCUAGAUGUUGUCUUCGCUAUGUGGACUUUGAAAGAGUCUGGGAAGACAGAUCUGAGACUGAGCUGAAUAAUGGGACCUGGUCAUUUCGAAGUUAUGCAGUAGAUAUGUGGUAUAAACACGCCACGGUGAGCGGCCAGGUUAAUUUAGAGGUCCAGGAGCUCAUCCACAAACUCUUUGAACUAAACAAUCCGAACUGGCAUUCGUGGAGAAAGUGGUAUGAUCGAGACGUCCCAAAGCUGGAAAAUAUCAAGCAUGGGAUUCAAGCCACACCUGAUUAUGGAAUUAUAUGCUAUGCAGCCCGGCUUGGGCUGUAUUCAACCGUUGAAUUUCUGAUAACGGAACGCAAUUAUGACCCGAACGAAAUGGAUCUGCGUGGCUAUACAGCGCUGACAGUCGCAUCCCUUGAAGGAAACCUGAAGAUAGUGAAUCUGCUAUUGGAGAAGCAAGCAGACUUCAAUGCGGCAAACCGAGACACACGGACACCACUGCUUCUAGCAUCAUGGAAAGGACAUGAAAAGGUGGUGAAGCAGCUACUUGAGAAGGGGGCAGAUAUCCAUGGUGCAACGUCACGAGGAUUGACCCCACUGCAUUCUGCGUCAUGGAAUGGCCAUGUGAAGGUGGUGAAAUAUCUUCUAGAGAAGGGAGCAGAUGCCACCUUUCAAGGUGAAGACGGAGGAACACCACUAUAUCAAGCGUCCAGUCGUGGCUCUGUUGAGAUUUGCAAGUUACUACUGGAAGAGAAAGCAGAUGUUAAUAUUGGAUGCAACAACGGUUGUACACCACUACACGUAGCUUCAUCCUGUGGCCAUGUUGAGGUUUGCAAGUUACUGCUGGAAGAGAAAGCAGAUGUUAAUGUUAGAUGGAAUAACGGUUGCACACCACUACACGAAGCUUCAUCUAAUGGUCAUGUCGAGACUUGCAAGCUACUGUUGGAGCAAAAGGCACAAUUCCUUGCUGAUAACGUGGGCCGCACGCCACUCUACCUAGCCUCACAGGAGGGCCAUGGGCAAGUUGUCAAGCUUCUUCUUGAUUGUGGCGCGGACCCUGCAAUUGCCGGUAGUGGUGGAUGGACGCCGGUCAAUAUUGCCUCAAAGAAUGGCCAUAUUGAUAUCGUCAAUCUACUUCUGGACCAUGGUGCAGACAUUACAAUUGCUGAUAAUGAUGGCUGGGUUCCAAUCAUGAUUGCGUCGCAGAAUGGCCAUCUAGAAGUUAUCAAACGUCUUCUUGAAUAUAAUGCUGAUAUCAGCAUUACCAACAAUGCAGGAUGGACACCAUUGAAUUUAGCUUCAUCUCACGGUCAGCUUGAGGCCGCCAAAAUACUCCUUAAGAAUGGCCCAGACCUGGUGAAUGCUAUGAAUCAUGAUGGAUGGACCCCAAUAAACUCUGCCUCAGAGCAUGGCCAUGUGGAAGUUAUUAGGGUACUUCUUCAUAACGGGGCAGAUAUUACAAUCCCUAAUAUUAGUGGAUGGGUCCCAUUGGGUAUAGCUUCAACUCAUGGUCGCCUUGGGGCUAUUAAACUACUUCUUAAACAUGGCCCAGAACUCAUCAAUACUGCAAAUAAUGAAGGAUGGACCCCAUUGAACUCAGCCUCGCAGAAUGGCCAUUUACAGGCUGUUAAGGUGCUUGUCAACAGUGGCGCGGACUUGAAGGUUACCAGCAACGAUGGAUGGACUCCUCUACACACAGCCUCAAUGAAUGGAUACGAUGGAGUGGUUCAAUUACUCCUUGAAAUUUCGAAAGUGGACCCCGAUAUUCGGGAUAUUGUUGGUCGCACGCCAUUAUUCUACGCCGCUAAAGAAGGGCAUCUUCCAGUGGUAGAGCUCUUACUCUCAAAAAGGGCUUCAUUAAAUGCUCAAGACCGCUACCACUCGACCCCACUUUUUGCAGCUGUUACAAACGGGCAUGAGGGGGUAGUUGAACGUCUAAUCGCCUUACCAGAGUCCCAAGUCACUGCCCAGGACGGCUUCGGCAGAACCUUGAUCUGGUGGGCGACAAGAGGCGGUUAUACAAAAAUCAUUGAGCUUGUUCGCCCAUACUUUCCGAAAGAAGACAUUGAGGUUUCUGAUAUUAAGCCCGUGGUAGGACAUUCUGCGACCAGUUCCAGAUCUUCUCGGUGGUGCGAUGUUUGCACUCGAGAUAUCUUGUCUGAUGGCUACUAUUACCAUUGCGGGGCUUGCUACGAUUUUGAUAUUUGCUUGGAUUGUUUUGAGUCAGAUGCCCAAUGCCUGGAUUCAUCUCACGAGUGGUCUCUCUGCCAACCUGAAGUUCCAACGGCUAAAUAAGAGAAAUGGAUGUGGGUUUCUGUUGCUCAUUGUCCCCUCAUUUGUAUGUACACGUGUUUGUUUCCUUUCAGACAUCUUAUCAAUUAACAGGCAUGGACUAGGUGUUCUUCC